This is a messenger RNA of Maylandia zebra (zebra mbuna), 4043 nucleotides long. RefSeq names its product XK, Kell blood group complex subunit-related family, member 6b (gene xkr6b). Gene Ontology annotation, cellular component: plasma membrane. The record is from RefSeq and is a predicted model, not a curated record. NCBI's taxonomy places the organism in Eukaryota, Metazoa, Chordata, Actinopteri, Cichliformes, Cichlidae. Gene Ontology annotation, biological process: apoptotic process involved in development; engulfment of apoptotic cell; phosphatidylserine exposure on apoptotic cell surface.
GCGAGCUGCAGAGAUGGGAAACAGCAGGAAAUGAGAUUAAUGCGCAGGUAAAAAUUGUUGGAUCGCAGUCGGACGCAUGAGUUGCCAAUUAAAUUGUUUGAACUCGCAGAUUAGAUUGUUGUUGCCAGGUGGGAGUAGAUCUGCAGUGGAGGGAAAGCAGGGGAAAAUGUGCCGCGUCUGUUGCGCCACCGGUGCGCUUUCUGGGGACGGAGCGAGCGACGGCGACGCGCUGACACCCCGCUUUUAGAUGGCUCCAACAUUUGGGGUGCAAAACAGGUGUCAGGGAAGUGUCGUCACGAACCCCGGAAGCCGGAGGAGGUGGGAACAUCAGAGGGAAAGAUGGCAGCGAAAUCCGAUGGUCGCGGGGUCGUCACCGGUUUCGCCCAGCUGCACAAUCUGGACGAGGUGGUGGGGACGGGAGAGGACGACACUCGGGACGGCAGCUCAUUCCACAUCUGUCACUGCUGCAACACCUCGUCGUGCUACUGGGGCUGCCGGAGCGCCUGCCUGCAUUACCUCCGGGGGAAGGGGAAGGGAAGAGAUGCAGCGCGACCACCGCAGGAGGAACGCCUCUGGCUGGACUGCCUGUGGAUCAUCCUGGCACUGCUGGUGUUCUUCUGGGACGUGGGGACCGAUUUGUGGCUGGCCGUCGACUAUUAUCACAAACAGGACUUCCUGUGGUCAGGCCUGACCCUGUUCUUCGUGCUGGUGCCCUCGGUUCUGGUUCAGAUCCUGAGCUUCAGGUGGUUUGUCCAGGAUUACACGGGGGGAGGACUGGGCUCCGUGGAGGGGCUGAGUAGUCGUAGAGCUACAGCCAGUUUGCAAAGAGACAGGUGCUGCCGCCUCUCCGUCUGGGUCUGGCAGACCCUUAUACACAUCUUUCAGAUGGGACAAGUGUGGAGAUACAUCCGCACGAUGUACCUCGGCAUUCAAAGCCACCGGCAGAAGGAGAACCAGCGGCGUUUUUACUGGGCUAUGAUGUACGAGUAUGCCGAUGUCAACAUGUUGCGGCUGCUGGAGACUUUCUUAGAAAGCGCCCCUCAGCUGGUGCUGCAGCUCUGCAUCAUGAUCCAGAGCAACAAGACUGAGUGGCUGCAGUGUCUUUCUGCCGUGUCCUCCCUCCUGUCCCUGGCAUGGGUGCUAGCCUCUUACCACAAGCUUCUGCGUGAUUCACGUGACGACAAGAAGAGCAUGAGUUACAGAGGUGCCCUGGUGCAUCUGUUCUGGCGCCUUUUUACCAUCUCUUCACGGGUGCUCUCCUUUGCCCUCUUUGCCUCUGUUUUCCACAUCUACUUUGGCAUUUUUGUGGUGCUCCAUUGGUGUGCCAUGGCUUUCUGGGUCAUCCAUGGCGGCACUGAUUUCUGCAUGUCCAAGUGGGAGGAGGUACUGUUCAACAUGGUGGUGGCCGUGGUCUAUGUCUUCUGUUGGUUCAAUGUACGAGAGGGCCGGACACGGUACAGAAUGGUGGCCUAUUACACAGUAGUACUGUUAGAAAAUGCCAUCCUCAGCUCCCUUUGGUAUGCGUAUCGCGACCCAGCCACCACUGACGCCUAUGCCUCUUUUGCCCUCUGCGGCGUCUUCCUGUGCUUUGCCUCAGGUGUGGCCUGUAUGGUUCUCUACUACGGGGUCCUACACCCCAUGGGCCCCCGACUGAGGGUGCUGGCCAGCUCCUGCUGUGCUGAGCUGUUGUGGGGCCUUCCGUUACCCCCUGAAGCUGAGCCAAUGGCUCCCACACCAGGGCCCCGUGGCUCCCAGGCCACUCCAACACGGGGUCUGGCAGGGGAACAUGUGGACUCAGACGAAACAGCCACAGACACCUGCCUUCCAGUUUUCCAGGUGAGGUCCACAGAGCCUGUGGAUGCAGCUGGUAGGCCCAUCCGACCUGAGGGUCCACUCAUCAAGAUAGACAUGCCCAGAAAACGUUACCCAGCCUGGGAUGCGCACUUUGUGGAUCGGCGCCUGCGCAGGACCAUAAAUGUGCUUCAGUAUGUCAGCCCUAAUGCGGUGGGCAUCAGGUACAGGGACGGUCCACUUCUUUAUGAACUCCUGCAGUAUGAAUCCUCCCUCUGAAGGCUUCUCCCACAGCUCUGUCAUCCCCUCAUCCACAAUAUGAUAAACAUGCUCUUAUUUUCUUUCACUUCUCCCCUUUCCUUCUCUCCAGAUAUGAUCUCUUUCCAUCCCGCAUUUCGACUCUUUCCUUCUCUCAUCUGUGGUCACUCAAUUUCCUGCAGGAGAUGUGUGUUUUGUCAACCGGAAAUCUGUUAAGACAGUCUAAACACACAGUCAUGAUUUAUUUUUGGAAAUAAACAUACAGUACAGAGAGAAAAUUAUGAACCUAAAAUAUGUUAUGUGAUAUAAACAAAUCCCUCUGCACUGAUAGAGGGGGAUUAUGUAUGAGAGUGUAGAUAACAUAUGAAUGUUUCAUUAUGAAAUGUGUUUAAUGCAUUAUACUGUAUUGGUGAUUGAACCUGUGAAUACUUGUGAAGGGCAUACUGUAUGUCCCCGGGACUUGCGCAAAGCCUGCUGGGAAUGAUGGAGGAGAGGGGGCAGGUCUUUGCAUAUGCCCACAUUUACCACCAUUCUUUAUGUAACUCAUUGAACUAUAUGAUAAUGUUUACGAAGUCCUCAGCCUAAAAUUCCUUUAAUGAUUCUGUAAAUUCUAACAAUGCACACAAUCACAAAUUUUUCCAAAAGACACAGUUCUGAAUAUAUCUCCCUUCGGCAAGCUUAUAUGGCACAAGAGCGUCCCAGCUAUGCCACUUUUGUUACAAAUUUCAAAUCAAAACUACAGCCUGCGUGGAAGAAAAAAAAAAAGCACACUGACCUUCAAUCAGUUUUACCCACACAAUCCAUUUUUAUAGUACAGACUGCCCUCCAGUGGAGGCAAGCUCCAACAGCAUGCCUUAACUUAUAAUUGUAUUUUUUUCCCCAUAUGGUUGUGACAGCACUUGAGAUAACAAAACACAAUGAAGGGACUGUAGUAGAAAUGAGCACAACGUUUUCUAAAUUUGUGAGGAAGUAGAAAAUCAUAUGAAAAACAUUCCAAACACAAAAAAGAUUAGAGGUGUUUAACAAAGACUGAAGGAGCAAAGUGCAGAGACAGCCUUCAAGGAAUCCUCCACCAUUCCCUUUUGAAUCCUUUUUCAACCUCCCUAUGUUGUUUUUAUAUUUAAAAAAAAUGGUUUAGGUAAUACACACUUAUUGGCUGCAAAGCCCUGUAAUAGGUUAUUGGGGGGAAAAAAGAGGUCUGAGAAGAUAUUUCUGUGCUAUUAUACUUCAGUGCAUAUUUGUGUCCACAUUGAUAGUUACUGACAUAGCUUUAUAUUUUGCCACACACACUUUUUUAACAUCGCCAUGUUUAAAGGUAUAUUCUCCUCAACAUCAGUGUGCCCUAAAAGAGAUGAUGCUCUUAUAUGGGUGUACAGGGCAACUGUGCUGACACCUGCUAUAUCGCAGUUGAAACAAAGCCAAAUCGUAUCUUACAGUACUGUCUUUCCAAUUUAUUCUGCCCUCCCCCCUUGAACCAGUUGAAUGAGUCUGUGCGAAACGUGUGCCAUCUAAAGGCCUGCUGUACAGCAAUUAUACACUUAAAUACAUCUCCUGCUGAAUCUGCAGGAGCUCUCCAAAAACGAUACCCAAGGGAAGACACUGAAUUCACUCGAAGAAGUGAACGCAGUGAUCCUUCGAAGUCAAAGGAGCUCGACUAACAUUUCUAGAGAGGGCUACAAUUCAUGAGAAAAAAAAAAAGAAUGCUUUUCAUACUUCAAUUGUAUCUAUUUACUCGAUGACUCAUCUGAAUACGUAUAUAAUGUGUGUUUUUUACAUUGUAGUGUUUGGCAUGACUUUAGUAUGAGGCAUUAGUACAAAUGCACCCAACAAGGGAUGCCCAAGAGCUCUACGCAACACAGAGAUUCCUUUUCCCCCUGGCUCACUGGCUUUCUGCUUUGCUGUGGCCUCACGUGCCUGCUAACAUCGUACUGUAAAAGGCAGACACCAUGUGACUCAGGGCUAAAGGUGAAAGAGGGUUUUUGCCAGGGUUGGAA